AGUGAAAGUAAGUUCAGUCUCCUCCAUUAGAAGAGGACAGAAGUCCGGAUUCACUCGGGGUCGGUGUCGGCAGUGUUCAGCUGUGUGUGAAUGAAGAAGAGUAAAUGAUGGAUCUUCAGAACUCCAGCAGUGGAGGAGGACCUCCUGUCCUAAAAAUAAACAACCAGGAUAUUUAAUAAAGAGCAGUGUUAAACUGCUGAAAGAGGUGAAGCACAAGCCAUCCAGAAGAAUCUCCUGAAAACGCAGAAAUUGUUUGCUACAUUUCACAGACAGAUGGAGCCAAGUCCCGACAUGGAGAAACAUCAGCACUCUGUCAAGAGUUUUACUAAACAGAGUAAUCUCAAAAAACACCAGCGCAUUCACACAGGAGAGAAACUGUAUCACUGCUCAGACUGUGGAAAGAGUUUUAAUCAACAGGGUAAUCUCAAAAAUCACCAGCGCAUUCACACAGGAGAGAAACCGUAUUACUGUUUCGACUGUGGGAAGAGUUUUACUCAACAGAGUACUCUCAAAAAACACCAGCGCAUUCACACAGGAGAGAAACCGUAUCACUGCUCAGACUGUGGGAAGAGUUUUACUGAACAGAGUAGUCUCAAAAUACACCAGCGCAUUCACACAGGAGAGAAACCGUAUCACUGUUCAGACUGUGGGAAGAUUUUUACUCAACAGAGUACUCUCAAAAAACACCAGCGCAUUCACACAGGAGAGAAACCGUAUCACUGCUCAGACUGUGGGAAGAUUUUUACUACCCAGAGUGAUCUCAAACAACAUCAGCGCAUUCACACAGGAGAGAAACCGUAUCACUGCUCAGACUGUGGGAAGAGUUUUACUAAACAGAGUCAUCUCAAAAUACACCAGCGCAUUCACACAGGAGAGAAACCGUAUUACUGCUCAGACUGUGGGAAGAGUUUUAAUCAACAGGGUCAUCUCAAAAAUCACCAGCGCAUUCACACAGGAGAGAAACCGUAUCACUGCUCCGAUUGUGGGAAGAGUUUUACUAAACAGAGUACUCUCAAAAUACACCAGCGAAUUCACACAGGAGAGAAACCGUAUCACUGCUCAGACUGUGGGAAGAGUUUUACUUUACAGAGUGAACUUAUAUUACAUCAGUGCAUUCACAAAAGAUAGAAAAGUAUCCCAAAUCUGUUCCUCUGCCAUAAAAAAUGCAAACCUUAAAUCUUUCAGACAGCCAAAAACACCUCAUCAUGCACAAAAUCUUCACUCUGUUACAAGAACUUCAUUUAAAAAUGGCUUUUUACAGGUUCAGAAAAAUGAAUCUUAUCCAGAGAUGAUGUUUACUGAAUUUCAUGCUGUGUUUUUAUGUUUGUUUGUAUACCUACAUUAGUUAAUGCCUGCAGAGCUCUUCAACACUUAGUGUUGUGUUUUAAGAAGUUUUUACACACAGAAUCAUAAAUGGUACCACUAACAGCAUAAACUAGGAACAUACAUUUUUACAAUUUUUUCAGUGAUAUGCUGAAUAAAUAGUAAAGCGAUGAUGCUAGCUCAGAGUAAAAUCGUAUAUUAAAUCUCAGCAUUAGCUUUAGAACUAAUAAUAAACAAAAGUGAGGAUUUUAUCAUUCUGGGACAUUUUUAGGUUUAAAAAUUGAAUAUGCUUUGCCAUAAGUAGGAAAUGAUCAUUUGGUCAACUUAUGUCAUUUACAGCCUUAACACAUUCUCAAUUGUUUACAUAUAAAAACUUUCUUUAUUUUUUCCUCCACUCCACGUUUGUAGUUUGUAGUUGGAGCGAGGGCACUGCCAGUGUUUGCUCCAGAUGUUAGAUUAGCAUUACUUAGUCUUUUAAAAUUUAGAUGUCGUAGUUUAAAGGAGUAGAGUAUUCUUAGGAGUAGAGAAUAUUCUUAGCUUGCAACAAAAGGCCAACAAAAUCCUUUUCAGAGUUAAAAAAAACAAAAAAAAAAACGGUCUAGCUGUAGUUUCCAUACUGAAAGCAACACUCAGCAGGCUGUGCUGCAGUAAGACUGCAGGAUCCUUGAUUCCCUCUACUGCACAUGUGUCAAACACAAGGCCCGCGGGCCAAAUGUGGCCAAAUCCAAGCAAGAUCUUAGUGUCUAUAAUAAAUAGGUCAGACGCGUUCUUUGACCAAAAACUACUUUUCCCACAAUGCUUGAUUGUAUUACCCGCGAAGUUACGGCUUACUGCCACUACACGGCAGUGUAGUCAUUGAUGUGGAAACCCUGCCGGAGGGAAGGCGUAACUUCGCGGGUGGAAUUGAGACAUACAAACGUUUAUCCCAUAAUGUCCAGAAAAAGAGAAGCUGAUGCAGACGGACGGCUGUGCUUCAAGGCGAAAGACCGGUAUGCCUUUUAUGUUACGAAGAGUGUUACUGACCAAAAUAAACGCUUUUUAGAAGAGAUAUAAGUUCUGUGUAAAUAUUUAUAAGACAAUAGCUGACAAAAUCUGUUUUAAUGACGUUAAUAAACAUCACUGUGAUAGCGCUAGUCACAGUUUCACCACAGCAAAGGAGGAGCACGUGAAUCACUUAUCUAACCAGCCUUUACUGAUUUCUGCCCCCAAUAACCCUUUCAAUAACCUCUAAUAGACUUUAAUAGUCUUCAGUAGCCUUCAACAGUCUAACCUUGCAGCCGUGGUGUGUUCUAAACUCCGUAGUUAUAAACAUCCUGAGGUUAGCAGCGCGCUAACUGACCUGUUUAUAAUGUAAUCCGAGCAGUGACUCCGUGACGGCUGCUCUAAACUGCUGCUAUUAGCUGCUUGGGCUGAAAGAUGAACUGUAGAGAGCUGUAUUAUUCGGUUAGUGGGGUUAAAAAUCUUUAUUUUCUACACAGAAGAACUUUAAAAACUGUAAAAAUGCUCCAGACUGCCUCAGCUGAGCCCUGUAGCCCGUGGCUGGGCUGUAGCUCUGACUGAGUAAAGACUGCGGGCUUGUGCUGCUGCUGCAGCUCCGACUAGUGGUUGUAUGAGGAACUGCUAAAUCUGAGGAAAUGCCAAAUCUAUCACAUGUUCUUAACAGCUCACACUUUUUAAUUUUAUAUUUAUUAAGCCUUAUUUCAGUAUCAAACGUUUUGAUCAAAGUUAAUGUAACUUGUAUUUUAUGUCAUUUCUAUUCACUUGACUAGUUUGGCUCUUGAUUGAUGGAGUUUUUGGAUUUCAUAACAUGACAAAUUAAAAGGAUUUAUGUUAAUAGAGCAACAAGCAAACAUUUUUUCCAUGCAACUGUAAUAUUUGAUUGAAUAAUUAAUAUAUUGAGAGUUAUUUAACAUUAAGGAGUAAUUACAUUCAUUUUAUAUUACAUUUGGUUACAUUUUAUCACAUUUAUAAGUUCCAUCUGGCCCUCAGUGGACAGCCAAUAUGCCAAUGUGGCCCUCGGCCAAAAUGAGUUUGACACCCCUGCUCUACUGGUUUUCUCAUUGGUCUAUGGUUCAGUCAGUCUGAUUAAAAAUCUGCAAGUUAAUCUACAGGGAUAUUUGGUUGUGUUGUGUUGCUAAAGUUAUAUACUCUGUUAUCUUUUCCUUAUUUGGUAUUGUUUUGCUAAAGGGUUUUUUUUAUAUCUCUAAAGGUACUAAAAAUAUCUAAUCCAUUUACUUUAUUGAUUGUUUUAUCCAGUACCAGCUAUUAUCGUUGUUUUACAUCACCUUAUGUAUUUACUCAUAUUCAUAUCUAUGUGAUUCAAUAAAAGGCUUUUAUAUUGCAA
Molecule: messenger RNA, 3667 nt
Organism: Astyanax mexicanus (Mexican tetra)
Lineage: Eukaryota; Metazoa; Chordata; Actinopteri; Characiformes; Acestrorhamphidae
Product: zinc finger protein 239-like
Exons: 3
Coding region: 274-1128 (284 amino acids)
Biological process (GO): regulation of transcription by RNA polymerase II
Molecular function (GO): RNA polymerase II cis-regulatory region sequence-specific DNA binding; DNA-binding transcription factor activity, RNA polymerase II-specific
Source: RefSeq, a predicted model, not a curated record